AUGGAGAAUGCAAAGCCUAUUGGAACUCCAAUGAGUCCAACAACUAUGCUUAAAGAGGACAUGAAUGGAAAAAGUGUGAAUGAAACAAUAUAUAGAGGAAUGAUUGGAUCUAUACUAUAUCUUACGGCUAGUCGACCAGAUAUAGUGUUCAGUAUUUGUAAGUGUGCAAGAUUUCAGUCGCCUCCAAAGGAAUCUCAUCUGACUGCAUUAAAACGUAUUAUAAGAUAUCUCAUUGGGACCACUGAAUUAGGAUUAUGGUAUGCUCAUUCCAACAAUUUUGAUUUAAAAGGUUUUUCAGAUGCUAAUUUUGUAGGUGAUAGGACUGACAAGAAAAGUACUAGUGGCACAUGCCAAUUAUCGGGGAAUGCUCUAAUUUCCUGGCAUAGAAAGAAAUAA
Nicotiana tabacum (common tobacco) is the source of this 396-nucleotide messenger RNA. The record is from RefSeq and is a predicted model, not a curated record. Lineage: Eukaryota; Viridiplantae; Streptophyta; Magnoliopsida; Solanales; Solanaceae.